Dictyostelium purpureum is the source of this 1263-nucleotide messenger RNA. RefSeq lists its product as uncharacterized. The transcript has a single exon. Lineage: Eukaryota; Evosea; Eumycetozoa; Dictyosteliales; Dictyosteliaceae. The annotation marks the transcript as partial. The record is from RefSeq and is a predicted model, not a curated record.
UUUUUAUUAAAAUUUAAAUCAAAGAUGAAUAAAAUUAAUAUAUUAAAAAAUAAUAAAAGCAUUGUCGAGCUAUACUCAUGGGGCAGUGGGUGGAGUGGUCAAUUGGGUUUGGGAAAAAAUAUUAUUGAGCAAUAUAUACCAAGAAAAGUAGAGUUUGCAAAUGAUGAAACCUUACAAUCAAAUGAUAAAGUUAAAACUGGAUCAUAUCACGCAUUGUUAAUUAAAGGAAAUAAAUUUUAUAGUUGGGGUCAAAAUAAUUUUGGACAAUUAGGUAUUAGCGAUUUAAAUGAUAGAUUCACACCAACAUUAAACAACAAUAUAGCAAAUAAAGAUAACAACAUUAAAAUUUUAGAUGGUGAAUGUGGUGCAUUUCAUUCAAUUUUAUCAGCUUAUGAUAGUUCAAAAGAUAUAUAUAAAACAUAUUCAUUUGGUUGGAAUCAAAGAAUGCAGUGUGGCCAAGAAGGUAAUGAAGGUAUUAUUUCAACACCAACAGAAAUUCAAUUUUUAAAAAAUCAAAAAAUCAAAUCAAUUUCAUGUGGAUUUGACUAUAGCGUUGUAGUUACUGAAGAAGAUAAUGGCAUGUUUUUAUUUGGAAUGAAUGAUAGAGGUCAGUGUAUAUUAGAUGGAGAUAGUAGUAGCAGCAAUCCAAUUCAAAAACCAAAAUUAGUUAAAGAAUUCAAUAAUAUAAAAAUAAAAAAAGUUUCAAGUGGUUGGGGACACACAUUGGUAUUAAGUGAAGACGGUCAACUAUUUUCAUGGGGUUCAAAUCAACAUGGUCAGUGUGGUACAGGUGUAAAGAAUCAAUACUCACCAAUUUCAAAAAUUGAAUUACCAAAUUCGCAACUUAAAGUAUUGGAUAUUUCAUGUGGAUCAUGUGCAUCUGCUGCAAUUUUAUCAGAUAAUAGAGUUUAUAUUUGGGGUUCUGGUGGCGAUGGUAAGUUGGGUCUGGGAGAAAGAAAAGAUGAUCUUUUAAAACCAACUUUAUUAGACACACUAAACGACAAGGUCUCUCAAAUCUCAUUUGGUUCCGAUCAUUGUGUUGCUUUACCAUUACAAAAUAACCCAACAUCAUUCUACGGCUGGGGUUUUGGUCAACAUGGUUGUCUUGGUUUUGAUUCAACAAUUGACAAACUAAAAGUAUUUUCAACUCCUGAAGUCAAUCAUUUUUUCGACUCAAGUAAUAAUAGUAAUAAUUUUAAAUCAAUAAUUUCAAUUCAAUCCUCAUUGGACACAACUUUUGCUUUGGUUGAAAAAAAUAUAUAA